CGAAGAGCCCCGACACAUAUAUACAGGAACGGUUCUCCAAAAUACGGAGUAGGUGCUAGGCUAUCCCCAAAUAGACAAAAUACACUCAUCGUUGUUUAAUUCCAUCCCAAAUCCCUAAACCUUGAAUUUUUCUUUUCUUUCUAUCUCCCUUUCUCGUGUGAAUGAAAGCGAUUUCCAUUUUCUACACUCUUUAAAACCCCCCACCUUCUUAAUUAUUCAUUAGAUUUCAUUUUUUUUUCAAUUUUUGAGAGCUAUAAAUUGGAGUUGGUGGACGUAAAUUUCCCUUAGCCAUUAAGAUUUCAUUUCUCUAUAAAUUCUAACAAAUUAAAGAUCUAUUUAAUUUAGGAAACCUUAAAAUGGAAUUUUAUUCAUACCCAUCUCAACGAAUUGCUUCAUCUUCCUCAAUUUUGUGUGAUUUGGGGGAGAAAAUUCGAGGAACCCUAAGUUUUGCUGUCUCUGUGACUCUUGGAAGUCUCUUCUCUGCGUUUUUCACAUUCUGUUUUGCUUUAGUUGGGACACUGUUGGGAGCCAUGACUGGGGCUUUGAUAGGCCAAGAGACAGAGAGUGGAUUUGUUAGAGGAGCAGCCAUUGGAGCUAUCUCUGGUGCUGUUUUCUCAAUCGAGGUUUUUGAAUCAUCGGUGGUUCUCUGGCGAUCAGAUGAAUCCGGUAUUGGCUGCAUUCUUUACCUGAUUGAUGUCAUUGCGAGUCUUUUGAGUGGUAGGCUUGUUCGUGAGCGAAUUGGUCCUGCAAUGCUGAGUGCAGUACAGAGUCAGAUGGGUGCCGUGGAAACAAAUUUUGAGGAUAUCACAAAUAUCUUUGACACGGGUAGUGUGAAGGGUUUAUCAGGGGAUUUAGUUGAGAAGAUACCAAAGAUCAAAAUCACGAAAAACAACAAUAAUGAUGCUUCAGGAGAAAGAGUUUCCUGUUCAGUUUGCCUUCAGGAUUUCCAAAUUGGUGAAACAGUUCGUAGUUUGCCUGAUUGUCACCACCUGUUCCACCUUCCUUGCAUCGAUAAGUGGCUAUUGAAGCACGCUUCCUGUCCGCUAUGCCGAAGGGAUCUGUAAUCUAUUCACCCCUGUCCAAUUUUUGACCUCUGUUAACAUAUGAUAUCAUUAGUUUUUAUAUCUUUGUUUUUAACUUGUUGAGGUGGUGUUUUUUGUUCAUUAUUAUACCUCUAAAACACCCUCAAAUAGAUUAGUUAUAGCUUGUGCCUCCUGUGUUUAUGGCAUUGUUCUAUUUUAAUUAACGAUCAUGUAUAAAAUUUUGAGAGUUGAUCUACUCUUUUAUUUUUCCUUUUUUUUCCAUCUAUACUACUAUUUAAUAGCAGGGAGUUUGGAGUGUCA
Messenger RNA from Spinacia oleracea (spinach), 1343 nucleotides. RefSeq names its product NEP1-interacting protein-like 1. The coding region runs from base 357 to 1064 and encodes 235 amino acids. NCBI's taxonomy places the organism in Eukaryota, Viridiplantae, Streptophyta, Magnoliopsida, Caryophyllales, Amaranthaceae. The transcript has 5 exons. The record is from RefSeq and is a predicted model, not a curated record.